GGAUCGUAUUGUAUGUGUCAGUGCCUUUACUCAGGUAGAUAUUCAUUAUGCCUUAAUCUUAGCAAAGGACUUUCAUUCUUUCUGCUCAUUCUAUGUGAAUUAGAAUUUGUUCAUUACCCUUAUUGUUCUGUCUAGAGACUGCUCGAUGAUCCUUAUGGAUGACACAAACCAAACCGUCGUGAAUGGUUUCAUCCUCAUUGGUCUCUCUGAUGUUCCAUACCUACAAGUUAUAUUAUUCUUGCUGUUCUUGGCUAUGUACAUAACGACCCUGUUGGGAAACUUGUUAAUUAUGUUAGCGGUGAGACUGAAUACUCAGCUCCAGACCCCGAUGUACUUCUUCCUCGGCACUCUCGCCUUCAUUGACAUCUCCUUAUCCUCUUCCAUAGUUCCUCAAAUCAUGGUAAACACAAUGGCCCCCGGUAGGAUUAUUACCGUGUUGGCUUGUGCGGCCCAAAUGUUUAUAUCUUUAGUUCUGGGGGGCACUGAGUGUUUGAUGCUGGCCGUCAUGGCCUUUGAUCGAUUCGCAGCCAUCUGUAAACCUUUACACUACAAUACAAUCAUGAACAAGAGAUUGUGUAUUAUACUGAAUACAGGGUCCUGGGCUAUCUGUGUUAUUAAUUCCAUCAUCCAUGUGGCUCUCACUUUUCAGCUGCCUUUUUGUAGGUCCCACCUCGUCAACAACUUCUUCUGUGAGGUGCCGCCAUUCAUCCGCAUGUCUUGCAAGGACACUUGGAUAAACGAGGUUGCUAUGUAUACCUCGGCUGUAUUCAUUGGGACGUGCUCCUUCUCUUUUAUUCUAAUAUCAUAUGUUCGUAUCAUCUUCACCUUAUUAAAGAUUAGAUCCACCCAAGGAAGAUGGAAAGCCUUCUCCACCUGUACUUCGCACCUGACUGUGCUCUCUCUAUACUAUGUCACCACUAUGUUCAUGUAUUUACUCCCCAGGUCAAUGCACUUUCCUGAGACAGACAAGGUUGUAUCCAUUCUGUACACGACAGUGACUCCGAUGCUCAAUCCCAUUAUCUAUAGCGUUAGAAACACAGAAGUUAUAAACACUGUAAGAAGAAUGUUUACCAAAAAUUGA
Spea bombifrons (plains spadefoot toad) is the source of this 1081-nucleotide messenger RNA. Its product is annotated as olfactory receptor 5V1-like. Gene Ontology annotation, cellular component: membrane. NCBI's taxonomy places the organism in Eukaryota, Metazoa, Chordata, Amphibia, Anura, Pelobatidae. Gene Ontology annotation, biological process: G protein-coupled receptor signaling pathway. Gene Ontology annotation, molecular function: olfactory receptor activity; G protein-coupled receptor activity. The coding region runs from base 146 to 1081 and encodes 311 amino acids. The record is from RefSeq and is a predicted model, not a curated record. The transcript has a single exon.